UCGCGUCACGUGCGCGCGCGGCCCCGCCUGCCCGCAGGAGGGCGCCGUGAGGCGGCGGCGCGGGGCCCAUGGCGGAGAGCGGCGCCUGGCUGCUGGUGCUCAGCGCCGUGUUCCUCUGCAACGCGCUCAAGAUCCUGCUGCCCUCCUGCUCCUCCCUCAUAUCCAGGCUGUUACAGAAGGAUGCAGAGCAGGAAUCCCAGAUGAGAGCUGAGAUCCAGACUAUGAAGCAGGAGCUUGCCACCAUCAGCAUGAUGGAUGAGUUUGCCAGAUAUGCCCGGCUGGAGAGGAAGAUCAACAAAAUGACUGACAAGCUCAAAACCCACGUGAAAGCACGAACUGCCCAAUUAGCCAAAAUAAAGUGGGUCAUAAAUAUUGUAUUCUACAUACUGCAGGCUGCCCUGAUGAUCUCUCUGAUCUGGAAGUACUACUCCGAGCCCGUCACCGUGCUUCCAAGCAAGUGGUUGGCUCCCCUGGAGCGCCUGGUGGCCUUCCCUACAGGAGUGGCAGGAGGUGUGGGAAUUACCUGCUGGCUCGUGGUCUGCAAUAAAGUUGUAGCUAUCAUGCUGCACCCCUUCAGCUGAAGGAAUCCCAGCAAGCCAUGGACUCCCCAGCUGCAUUUACAUAAUCACUGUCUUAAAUUAGGUAAAAAAAAAAAAAAAAAGGGACAGUUAUCUUUCAUGAGACAAGGUCUGAGACAAUCCUUGUUACUCCAUUUGGAUAUCUGUCAGUCCUUUUGAUUCUUUCGAUUUCACUUCCCAGAGUUUGUCUUUCGUUUUGGAAAGAACAGCACUGCUGGUUGUAAAAUCUCUUUUUGGGUUUAGGCAUGGCAGAACCAUAAGGUUUUGUCAUGGCCUGUUGUCAACAACAUCUAAAAGUGUUGGAUUUGUGGUUUUAAAUUGGAAAUCUGCUGGCUUUAGGAAUUAAUUUGGAAUCUUGGCUGUUUCUUUGCUGUGAAAUGUGGAAGCUUCACCCUGAGGUGGAAUCAUGUUGGGUAAUGCAGAGGGCUGAGGUUGUUUGCUUGGCUUGGGGCAAAAGAAUUUCCUUGUGAUUUUUCACCCUAAAAUCAGAAUAUUCUUGAACUCUCCUAAAAAAAUAAAUGAGUAAAAUCAAGAUUUUUAUAUCUUAAGAGGUUUUUUCAGCUGCCAAGCAGAGGCUGCUGUCAUUGAAGCAGAAGCCAGUGCUGUUCCUGCAGGGGGGAUGCUGAUUUUGCUUCCCACUCUGGAAUUCCCACAGGAAUGAUCCCUUCUGCUAUUCCAGGGCCUUUUCCUCCCUGCAGCAAGGAAGGGGCCAGACCCCUCCAAAAUUGGCACUGCCUUUAAAAACCAGUUCAAAAGGUCAGGUUAUGUUGUGUGUAUAUAUAUAUGGAUUAAAUAUUUUUGUUUGUUUGUUUUAAUGUUAAUUUAAAAAUUGGGAUUUUAUAUGAGGAAUUGCAUUUAGCCAACAUGAAAAUAAAUAUCAAGGAAAAAAUAUUGUGAUUGAAUGUUAUGUAUAAUUGUGAUUUUAUUAAGGAAAUAAAGCUUUUCAACCCAUCUUA
Haemorhous mexicanus (house finch) is the source of this 1534-nucleotide messenger RNA. RefSeq names its product guided entry of tail-anchored proteins factor 1 (gene GET1). The record is from RefSeq and is a predicted model, not a curated record. Bases 69 to 581 code for a protein of 170 amino acids. The transcript has 5 exons. Lineage: Eukaryota; Metazoa; Chordata; Aves; Passeriformes; Fringillidae. Gene Ontology annotation, biological process: tail-anchored membrane protein insertion into ER membrane.